AUGAUGAGCUUCAACGAUGCGCUUCUUGCAAAGCUCUCUUGGCGGCUGCUCCAAUCACCAGACUCUCUACUGGGGCAAACAUUACUGGGAAAAUAUUGUCACUCCAUCAGAUUCUUGGAUUGUCCUAUCCCGAGCUCAGCUUCUCAUGGAUGGAGAGGGAUUUUGGCUGGUAGAGAAGUACUGAAACUGGGGCUCGGCUGGGUGGUAGGAGACGGGAAAAAUAUUAACGUGCGGAAGGACCCUUGGCUCUCUACUUCCUCACCGUUGCGUCCUAUAGGCCCCCCGUGUGCUGAUAACAAAUCUUUGCGUGUUAUAGAUCUCAUCUCCCCUGUCUCACUCGACUGGGACGUCACGGCAAUUAAAACCCACCUGCCUCAGUAUGAGGAUACCAUUCGGAAGCUGGUCCCGAGCCAAAUGGACAUGGCAGACUCUCUACAUUGGCUCCCAGAGAAGAGUGGCAACUACUCUACAAGAUCGGGAUAUGCUCUUGCAAAGUUACAGGCCUCGCCUGACCUACCUUCCCCUUCUUUUGCUUGGAAACGAAAUGUAUGGAACCUGCAAUGCUCCCCCAAACUUAAUCUCUUCCUCUGGAAAGCAGCAAGUGGAGCUCUUCCCGUCGGCUCUGCCCUCUCUCGCAGAGGAAUGACCUCUGAUACAGUUUGCAAAAGAUGUGGAGCAGAGGAGAGCGAGAUCCAUGUUCUGCUUCAUUGCCCCUUCGCAGCCAAAGUCUGGGAUCUGACACCGUCUCUCUUUAAACCAUCUCCCUCCAUUAACACUGUUCCCCUGCUGCUUCAAGCUUGUUCAAAAUCGGUUAAUCUCCCUCCUACUGGGCUCUGCUCCCCCCUGUUCCCAUGGAUACUCUGGAAUCUUUGGACAGGACGCAACCAGUUAAUCUUUGAGGAUAAAAAGUACACUGAACAGGAGGUAGUGUCGAAAGCUCUUAGAGAUGCUCUUGCUUGGUCCAAAGCGCAGCUCCCUCGGCAAAAACCACGAUCUUGUCCACAGUUUGACCACCAUAUCCCCAGUAACCACCUUACAAGAGGCUCAGGUAACUCUCUCUCGAUAGAAUGUUUCUCUGAUGCGGCUUGGCAGGAGAGCAAUGGUAAUUGUGGGCUGGGUUGGACUUUCCAAACUAUGCUAGGGACUCCACUCCAUAAAGGAACAUCCUCCCGUCGCUGUGUGGCGUCUGCUAUUGCAGCAGAAGCCCAAGCAAUUAAAUCUGCACUACUAGCUGCAGCAAAUGCAGGCUACCGUGAUCUAGAAGUCUUCUCGGAUUGCAAAAGCCUUGUCACCUUGAUCAACUCUAAUGUUUCAUCGGUGGCUCUGAAAAGUCUCCUCUACGACAUCUCGGUGUUGAGUCGAAAUUUUUCCUCUAUCUCCUUUACUUUUACUCCUCGUGUGAACAAUGUAGUUGCUGAUGGCUUAGCUAAAUCAGCCCUGUCUUCUCUUUGUAACCCCUCCUUCAUGGAAUAA
Molecule: messenger RNA, 1473 nt
Organism: Brassica rapa (field mustard)
Lineage: Eukaryota; Viridiplantae; Streptophyta; Magnoliopsida; Brassicales; Brassicaceae
Molecular function (GO): nucleic acid binding; RNA-DNA hybrid ribonuclease activity
Source: RefSeq, a predicted model, not a curated record